AGAAUUCAAAGAAAGAGGAGAAAAAGGAGGGACUUUUUUUUUUUUUUUUUUUGAGAAAAAGGGACGAUUAGUUCUACUUCAAGUGUAACCACCUUCUAGGCUUAUUCAUGGUGCCUAUGACACCUACUAAUUUGCCCAAAAAUGGAAAAUGCUUUUGAAAUUGAGAUUGUACCCAAUUAAGACCUUUUUUUUCCAGAAUUUUUUUAACACCUCCAUGAUAUCAAUUUUCUGAAGAUCUGCAUGUAACUACUUUAUCCUUUUUUAUGAUAUAAGUAUAUAAUAUUUUCCUCAAUAUUUAUUUCUUUUCCCCUAGUUUGAUAUUGAGAUCAACGGGUUAUGAAUUCUUCUGGGGCAACUCGCAAGGAAGGGGGCUCCGAAUCUUCCUCCAAAAAAUCCUCAAAGAGGCCUCAAUAUUCCAGAUUCACACAACAAGAGCUUCCAGCUUGCAAACCAAUUCUAACUCCAGCAUGGGUUAUAUCAAUAUUCGUUGCUGUCGGAAUUAUCUUUAUUCCUCUUGGACUUAUUUCUUUGUCUGCGUCAGAGAACGUUAUAGAGGUUGUGCUGGAAUAUGAUGUAGAUUGUGUUCCGCCUGAUUAUAGAAAUGACAAAGUUGGAUUUAUUAAGAGCCCUAGCACUAACAAAACAUGUACAUUAAGUAUGACUGUUCCAAAGCAAAUGAAAAACCCUGUAUAUAUUUAUUAUCAGCUCGAGAACUUCUACCAAAACCAUCGCCGAUAUGUAAAAAGUAGAAAUGACAAACAAUUAAGGAACAAGGCUGCGGAACAGUUUACAGGUGAAUGUGAUCCAGAAGCAACUGCAGGGCCUGCCAAAGCUCCAAUUGUUCCCUGCGGUCUUAUUGCAUGGAGCCUGUUCAAUGAUACAUACAAAUUUUCUUCUGAUUCAAAUUCAAUUGAAGUUAACAAGAAACAUAUAGCAUGGGAGAGUGAUCGCAAGCAUAAGUUUGGAUCCGAUAUUUAUCCUAAAAAUUUCCAAACUCAAGGCCUCAUUGGGGGUGCUCAACUUAAUUCCAGCAUUCCUCUAAGUGAACAAGAAGAUCUUAUUGUAUGGAUGCGAACUGCAGCACUUCCAACUUUCAGGAAGUUAUAUGGAAAGAUAGAGCAAGAUCUUAAUGCUAAUCAGAAGAUAACAGUGGUUGUACAAAAUAAUUACAACACAUAUAGUUUUGGGGGUAAGAAGAGGUUGGUCCUUUCUACAACAAGUUGGAUUGGUGGUAAAAAUGACUUCCUUGGUGUAGGAUAUCUCACUGUUGGUGGGAUUUCCUUAGCUAUUGCACUAGGAUUCAUUUUGCUUUACGUCAUCAAACCUAGGGCUCUUGGGGAUCCGUCAUAUCUAUCUUGGAAUAGAAAUCCAGCAGGACACAUGAACUAAAAAUCCAGGACAUAGAGUAACAGAGAAACAUCUAACAAGAAAAGAAAAAACAACUUCGACGGCACAAAGUUGGGCCUGUAUUUCAAGAGUUGUGAUUGAACUUGUCGUUGCUGACAAUUUUAAGAAUUAACAGGAGAUUGUUUUAACAUUCAUAUAUCGCAAAAGUUGUACAAAAGCACCUCGUUUUUUAGGGCUAAUCAAUCUUCUCCCAAAAAUUUCUUUGAAAUUGUGAUUACUAUACGUACGUAGAUAUAUAAUGAAACUUUAUAUCCAGAA
Molecule: messenger RNA, 1665 nt
Organism: Beta vulgaris subsp. vulgaris (sugar beet)
Lineage: Eukaryota; Viridiplantae; Streptophyta; Magnoliopsida; Caryophyllales; Amaranthaceae
Product: ALA-interacting subunit 3
Exons: 8
Coding region: 337-1389 (350 amino acids)
Cellular component (GO): endoplasmic reticulum; plasma membrane; Golgi apparatus
Source: RefSeq, a predicted model, not a curated record